Molecule: messenger RNA, 2235 nt
Organism: Camelina sativa (false flax)
Lineage: Eukaryota; Viridiplantae; Streptophyta; Magnoliopsida; Brassicales; Brassicaceae
Source: RefSeq, a predicted model, not a curated record
AGUCCGUGGAAUCCACCGAAGGGAUACAUCUGUCUUUAUGAAUCCUAAUAGACGGAUUGUCGCCUCUUGUUUCCCCUUCCUUUAUUGCUGCUUGCGUAUGUUCAUCGUAGCGAAAUGGCGAUCUCCCAGCUUACCCCAGCUUGUAUUUGUAACUUUGUGGGGGCAUUAACAAUUGCCAUCGAGGUCGGUAUUUAGAUUGGGUCCAUUUUUUUUGAAGAAAUGACGACGCUCAAGUCGGCCAAGAAGAAGGGGACCUCGGUUGUGAACAUGCGUCCGACUCAAAACCUUUUGCCUAGCGUUAAGGUCAGCAACUUUAAGCAUUAGGAUCAGCGGUAUUUCAACAUCCAAGCUGACCAGAAUUCUUCUGAAACCCCAUUCAUUGCAAGGCGGAGAGUGUGGAACAGUUCUCCUGAUGGAUUUUGCCUGGUUCGAGACGCACUUUAUAGAGGCUCUAAUCGCGAGUGGCAACAUUUUACUCCAAAAAUAAUUGAGAGAGCCAUGGGUAAAGCCAAAACAAGUUUCCCAGCUUUGCAAACACACUCGACGAAUCGUCCAAAGCAGUUGGUACGUCUAUUGCUGACUCAAAUAGGCUGCAGACCCAAAUUCCAACCUCUAAGGUCGAGGCUGUCGUCCUGGAGGACCAACCUGCAACUGAACCUAAAGGGGCUAGGAAUGAGACGUCUGAUGUUGAUAUCGAUCAGGUUGACAUGACAUUUGUCAAGCAGGUCGAGGUCUUGCCCCUGCCGAGCAAUUUUUUUCCUGAAGCUAAGACGAAGUUCACUGCUUCGAGAAGAUGACCGCUUAAGCAUCUAAGACAAAGGGAAAUUAGGUUGUGUCCGGCAAAAAAGGCAGCAACUUUAAGCAAAGGGAAAAGCGGUUCUUCUACGUCCGAGCUGAUUCUAAAUCUUCCGAGAGCGCAUUCGCUGGAAGGCAGAGAGUGUGGAAUAGAUCUCCGGGUCGAGCCAUAUUCUCUAAUUAUUUUGGACUUAUAAAGACUUAUUUGAUCUAACUUUCUUCCUUUUUUACAGUUCGCCUUAGGCCAUUAAAAAAAUUUCUAAACAAAUUUCAAGAGAUCCGAGAGACUCUUUUUCAAGGUUCUAAUUUUGAGUGGGAGCAAAUCACUUGAAGAAGAGUUGAAAGCGCGAUGUGUAGAACAAGGAGGAACUUCCCAAGUUUCACCAAAACACUUGGUGAGUCAUCGACAGCAGAUGGUACGAAUGUCGUCGAUUCUAGUCUUCUGGCUUCCACCAUAGUGCCAGCUCGAAGUCCAACCUCAGAAAUUGAAACUAUCGUUCCCAAGCACCAAAAUGAAAUUGAGAUUGAAAGAGAUAGAGACUAUAUGACUACUAUCGGGUAGAUUCGCAAUGUUAACCCGACAACGGAACAGGUCGGAACCGAUUUGAUCGAGGGAAAAGAAGAAAGAAAAGAGGACACGCUUAUCAACCAAGGUCGGAAAUCAGUCUGGUCGUAAGAGGUCAGCAAGAAGCAGGUCUAGAUUCCAAUGAUAUGUUUUGAGUAUCUCAAGAAUGUCAGUUUGGUUUUGAUUAUUUCAGAGAAGUGCCCCUUGCGAUGGUGCGGGAGGCAGCGGGCCACCUAUGUCGGAACGUGAAGAGCUCCUCAUCGAUUCUUCUCAAACCAAAAAACAUAUAUUUCGAGGAGAAGUACCUGAAUUUUGCUCGGUUUUCAGUUCAGUCUAUCGCCUAUGACAAUGCCCUAUUUCUGAAGUAUAAUAGGCGGCUGAAAUCUCAUUCGACCUCUGAGCACACCUUCCACUUGAUGAAGGAAUGUUUUGAGCGAGCUCGGGCUAUGGAAGCAUCACUACGAGGUACAGUUUAUGAGCUCGUGGGUGCUGCCAAGGAGACAAAAGGAGUCAUGGCCUCCCUUGAACAAAUUGUGUCCAACCUAUCAUCCAGUGAAUCAGGCCUCCAGGAGGAAAAGGUGAAACUGCAGGAGAAUCACGACUUUGGUUCUUUGCAAUCGGGAGCUCCUACUCUGGCUUCCAUCCGAGAACCUCAAGGAUCUUAUGCGGAGGCUUUUCAAACUGACCUGACGAUCAGGACGACAGGCGUUGAUGCUAACCUUCGUAAAGCCUGAAUGUAGACUGCUUCCUCGAUUUCUUCUUUUCUUUUCUGUUCUUAUUCUUUAAGAAUUUGAUUCAUCCGGGCCGUAGGCAUUUGUAAUAACAAUUUGAUUUUGUAAAUUUGUUUCACUUUAUCCGAAUUCUCGAAAGUUAAU